Molecule: messenger RNA, 1416 nt
Organism: Entrophospora candida
Lineage: Eukaryota; Fungi; Glomeromycota; Glomeromycetes; Entrophosporales; Entrophosporaceae
Source: the annotation of a GenBank genome assembly
AUGUUCAAGUUGAAACCAUUUUCAAAUUACAUGAAAGUUGAAGGGAACGAUAUUGUAUUGAAUAAUGAAGUAAUGCUAAACUCAAAGAGCGAGUUAAUAUAUAAUAAUGGUACAUCUAUAGAAGUCAGACCAAAUGAAAAGGUAAUAAUUUCAAGUGAUUGGGCUAAGUUUUUACGUCUUUGUAAUUCUCCAGAAGGAAUAGUCAUUGGAGUAUCAAAGCAGCAUAUAUACAUAAAGAAUUCAUAUAUUGAGAUGAUUGAAAAAAUUGAAAAUGAUCGUGAUCAACUGAACACAAAAGGGUGUGUUAUAGUUGGAACGCCUGGGAUUGGACAAUCACAUUUUGCAAUUUAUUUUGCUUUUUACAUAACCCGUCGUUAUUCAGCAGAUAUUAUUUUUGAACAAUUAGUCAAAGACACCAAUCGAAGUAAUAUUAUUUAUAUUAAACAAGAUGGGGAUAUAAUGAAAAUUUCUGAUAUAAUCCAAUGGGUUGCAAAAAAUAGCUAUUACAUUGUUGAUUCUGUAUCUCCUACUUUAGUUACAACUGAAUUUACACUUCUAGUUACAACACCAAGAAAUAGUCGAUGGCAUGAAUUUAUGAAGAGGGAAGAUAUUUUAAAAUACUAUGCACCUAUUUGGGAAGAGAAAGAAAUUUGGGAUGUUUGGAAAUGGGAUGCAAAAUACAAGAAUAAUAUAACUGAAGAUCGAAUCAAUGAGUUGAUUAAAGUUUGGGGUUGCAUACCACAACGAAUUUUCAAUGAAUAUCAUAAAGAGCCAAAGAUCCCAGAAGUGAUUGCUCAAUGUAAUGUUCAUCAUUACAUCAAUUUUGAAGGGGAGGAAUUAAAUGAACAUUAUUCUGGAAAAGCAAUACACAUUUAUCCUAAAUCGAAUUUCACAGAUAAAGAAUAUGUUCCUGCUUCAGAUUAUAUGUUUGAGGCUUUAGGUCCUGGUGCUUCAUUAUCUGGAAGAUUCUUUCAAGUAUUAGCACACAAUUUAUUGCAAAAAGGUGGAGAAUUUAAUGUGCGAAAUUUAGCCAGUAAUAUCUGUGUAGAAUUGCAACUUCCAAGAUUAAAACAAAAUUUAUUUAAAUCUAUUGAUGAAAUAACUUUAAAAGAUUAUUAUAAUAUUCCUGAACAAAAGAACUUUGAGUCGAUUGAUGCUCUUGUACCUCAUUGUAAUUAUGGAAAUAAUGAAGUCCAUUGUUUAUAUCAGAUGACAAUUGCGAAAAAACAUAAUAUCAGGGUAAAUGGUCUCCAAAAAUUGAAAAGUCUAUUGGAUAAUGGUCCACAAAUCCAUUUAUAUUUCGUUGUUCCAAAUGUAGAUGAUUUAUUUGAUAAUUAUCAAGAGCAGAAUUAUGUUACAGUAAAUGACACUAAAUACACAGGAUGGAAUAAUGAAACAGAAUGGAUCAAAAAUAAA